GAUAUCAGUUUACAAGUACACGAAGCAACAUGAAGUUUGUGAUUCUCGUCGCCCUCACUGCCGUGGCCGCCGCGGCCCCCCAGAAUGGAUACUCGCUUCCGGACCCUGCCUUGAGGGAUGUAGUAGAGGUCGUGCCCAUCCUGAGGGACAACCGAGUCCAAGAGGACGACGGCAGGUACAACUUCGACAUCGAGACUGGCGACGGCAUCACCGCCUCGGAGUCCGGCUCACCUGACGGCCCGGAAGGCGCCGUCGUUGUGUCUGGAAAGUACUCCUACCCCGCCCCGGACGGCACCCUCAUCGAAGUCACCUACAUCGCCAACGAGAACGGUUUCCAGCCUUCUUCUAACAUCCUCCCAGAGCUCCCGCAGUUCGUCCUCGACCAGAUCGCGAAGGCUGCCGAGGAGGACGCCCUUGCUGCCGCCGCCGCUGCUAGAGACAACCAGCCUUCCAACCUUUACCAGAGGCCUCAGUAGAUGAUUCGCAAGUGGAGUGUCUGUGGCUAUGUGUUCUAUUUAUCCUCCAGUUACAUUUGUGAUGACAUUUGCUUGUGACCAGGAAAUGGAGAUGAGUUUUUAAUAAAUAUUUCAAACCUUU
Molecule: messenger RNA, 597 nt
Organism: Penaeus vannamei (Pacific white shrimp)
Lineage: Eukaryota; Metazoa; Arthropoda; Malacostraca; Decapoda; Penaeidae
Product: cuticle protein AM/CP1114
Cellular component (GO): chitin-based extracellular matrix
Molecular function (GO): structural constituent of chitin-based larval cuticle
Source: RefSeq, a predicted model, not a curated record